This is a messenger RNA of Numida meleagris (helmeted guineafowl), 2293 nucleotides long. RefSeq names its product coiled-coil domain containing 183 (gene CCDC183). The transcript is spliced from 14 exons. The coding region runs from base 594 to 2201 and encodes 535 amino acids. NCBI's taxonomy places the organism in Eukaryota, Metazoa, Chordata, Aves, Galliformes, Numididae. The record is from RefSeq and is a predicted model, not a curated record.
CUUUGAGGUAAGACAAAAAAUGGUCACAUUGACAUUGAAUUUCACAGGGGUGGGUGAUGGGAACUGAGUCUAGGGAGGGGAGAAGAAGAAUGCAAUGAACAGUUAGCAGGUAAUAUCUCGUCUUUCCUGACCUGAUGGUCACCCCUAAACCACGCUGAUGGGAGCCCUGAGCCAUCCUCUCUGCAGUGCUGAGAUGCUCCUGGAAUAAUGUACCCCUUUCUUUUGGGUGUGCCCUGUUUCCUGGGCACGCCUGGUGGGACUGGGCAGGUUGGAACUGCUGUAGCCAUGGUGACUGGGCGCUGAGCAGGGUCUCGGUCUGCAUCCCUCUGUUUAAGAGCUCAGUAAUUGCUUAGAGGUUGCUCUGUGCCCUGCGGAAGCAGAGGGGAAGGGGCUGUGGGUGCCAUGGCCGAGCUGUUGGGGCAGUGGGCAACCAGGAGGUGCGAGAAGGCUGGCACAGGGUGUGCGGUGCCUGGAGGAGCUGUGGUGCUGGUUCUGUCUGAGGUCACAGACGGGUGCUGACACCCUCUCCAACAGACUGGAGCCACAGCAACUGUCACACACACUCCAAAUCCGGAGGCAGGACCCCUGGCACCAUGCAGGGCCACAGGGCGGACAUGAGCCAGCAGAUCCAGGAGCUGCGCAACAUCAUUGCCUUGCAAGAGCAAGGGAAGAAGUUUUCCAGGCAGUUGUCUGAGGAAAAGCUCAGCCAGAACAGAAAUCUGCUUUCCCAGCUGCAUGGGACAGUGCAGGAGGCCAUCCAUGCCCUGGACAUUGCCCAGAAGCAUGACCAGCGUAUCGUCUCUGAGGCCUGCAAAGAACAGAAGUACUUGUCUGGCAAAACUGUGCAGGGGGCCCGAGAGAAUCUCCGGAGCAGCAUCUUUGACCGGGUGAACGCCUGCAAUGCGCUGCUGCAUGAGUUGAGGCAGCGGAGCCAGGCCCGGGACGCGCUGCGGCGGCGGCUGCAGCAGCUGCUAGAUGUCACCAUCGAUGACAAGCGGCACCAGGAGCAAGUGCAGACGAUUCGCCAACUGGAGAACAACAUUGAGAAGAUGCACAUGAAAAUCCACGCUGGGCAGAAGGUGACCGCGCUGUACCAGGGGCUGCGGGAUGUCCUGAAGAGGGAGCUGGACUAUCUGCGUCUGCAUCUGGAGCUCCUGCACACGAUGGCCAGGGCCUACCACGGGGAAGUGCAGGACAGGGAGCUGAUGGCUUUGGAUGCCCUCAGAGCCAGUGACAUCACCAAGAAGGAUAUGGCCAAGCUGGAAACCCAGUUCUUGGCGGAGGAGGAGCUCAGACACCGCACCCUGGCUGCCCAGAAGGUGCCAACCGACCGGCCGUGGCUCAAGGAGGCAAGCAAAAAGCACUCGAGAGCGCAAUCCCGGUACGACCUGGGUGUGGACUUCCCCUCCCUGCUGUUACAGGACUCAGCGUUGGGCUUCCAGACGCAAGCCACAAGGUCGCAGAUCGAGCACGAGGCCUUUGUGACGGCGGAGGUGGAGAAGGCCAAGGCUGCGGUGCAGUGCUCCCGCGUCUGGGACAUCACGGGCAGGCUGCUGGCACAGCAGAAGUCCACGGCAGAGCUGGAGCAGCACAUCAGAGCCUGCAAGGAGAAGCGGCGGGCACUGAAGGACAUGCUGCAGGAGCUGGAGCUGAAGCACGCGGAGCUGAAGUUCCACCAGCCUCCAAGCACUACCAGCUGCAGGAAGCUGGAGGCAGAACUGCGGGUGCACCUGCAGCAGGAGGAGGCCCGGCUGGAGCAGGCGCGAGCCCAGUACUUGAGGAACCAGGAGCUGCUGCUCCAGUUUGAGAACGGCAUUGACAACCUCGUCAUCCGUCUGCAUGGCAUCAACGUGCCUGAUCAGGACCUCUCUGUCGAGUUCAAAGGGGUGGAUGAGAAGCUGCAGUACUGCAGGCAGAAGCUGCAGCACCUGGCCCAGCGUGUGAGCUCCCUACCUGCCCACAGCUACAUUCCUGAUGAGGACAACGAGACUUUUGUGAAGGUCAGGAAUUUAAUGGAGAAAACGGCUGCAAGAGAGCCAUGGAACGUGAAGAUUCCCUUGGAGGACAUAGGCUCUGGGGUGCAAGCACCCUCCGAUUUUGCUGAUGAAGACCAAGACCUGGUUCUCACCCGGGAGGACAUCAAGAAGCAGGGGCUGCACCUGAUCGAAAGCAGGAUUAGAAGCAGCAAGAAGAAGUACUGAUUGCUGCCCCUGGGCUUUAGAAGCCUCGGUCCUUUCUCCAGCAGGUUUAAUAGAGCAGAGCUUUCUCAUUGCUUCCAAGUCUGUGAUAAAGA